Messenger RNA from Bactrocera latifrons, 591 nucleotides. RefSeq lists its product as uncharacterized. NCBI's taxonomy places the organism in Eukaryota, Metazoa, Arthropoda, Insecta, Diptera, Tephritidae. The transcript has 3 exons. The coding region runs from base 65 to 436 and encodes 123 amino acids. The record is from RefSeq and is a predicted model, not a curated record.
GUUAACCUCAUCUCGUUGCAAUGAUUCAGUCGAUGGUUUGAUCUUUAACGUAAUACAGUGCAAAAUGGUGUCCGCAAAGUUGUUCUUCGUUGUCUCAGUUCUCGUGACAUCAUUGCUUUCCGCAAAUGCCGGAUUGUUGGACUAUGUUUACCCCGCAAUUAUGACCGCGUUCUACAGUCAAGUGCCGACUAAGGAGGGCUAUCGAUUCAAGCAGGAGGACCCAAAUGGCAGUUCACGUGAGGAAAUUGGCGUCAUUAUGAAUCCAGAUACGCCAGAUGAGGAAUUGGUGAUAAUGGGCAUGUACAAGGUGUAUGACGAGAAAACCGAUACCGAGACGAUUACGAUGUAUACAGCCGAUAAAAAUGGUUAUCAACCGCGUUUUAAAUUGAAAAAUCGUAAACUAAGUUCCAAGCUCUUAAUGACGUCUACUGGUUAAGCGAAGAAACAGUGAGAAACCUAUGUAAUUGUUAUUGCAUGGAUAUAAAUGGAAAUUAAAAUAGUUACAUACGAUUAAAUAUACAACAAAUAAGUUAAUACUGCUAACUAAGAACAGUUAUGAAAAUAUAUUGCUUGAUGUGUUCAAAAGGGAAC